Molecule: messenger RNA, 2058 nt
Organism: Artibeus jamaicensis (Jamaican fruit-eating bat)
Lineage: Eukaryota; Metazoa; Chordata; Mammalia; Chiroptera; Phyllostomidae
Gene: OTOP2
Product: otopetrin 2
Exons: 7
Coding region: 233-1918 (561 amino acids)
Biological process (GO): proton transmembrane transport
Cellular component (GO): membrane
Molecular function (GO): proton channel activity
Source: RefSeq, a predicted model, not a curated record
UCAUGUGAGUGGGACUGAGAGCCGAGCUCCCUGGGCUGCAAAUCACGCUGCCCGCCCGGCUCCAAAGCUCGCGUCCAGCCCGGCGUGGGAGAGAGGAGACGCUCGCCGCCCUCCGACCGCCAGCUCGGCGCGGGCUCCGGGCCCAGCCAGGGAUAAGAUCGGGGAGUGAGCCUGGGGUCCCGCUCGCUCCUUCCACACAGUGAUCCCUCCAGGAUCCUCCAGUCGCCCUGUCAUGUCCGAGGAUCCGGCCGCCUGCCCCGAGGAGAGCCGGCCGGCACCUCGUGCGGGCCCCCGCGAGGUGUGGAAGAAGGGCGGCCGCCUGCUGUCGGUGCUGCUGGCCGCGAACGCGCUGCUCCUCGCCUGCGCGCUCAUCAGCGGCGGAGCCUUCAACAAGGUGGCGGUGUACGACACCGACGUGUUCGCCCUGCUCACCACCAUGAUGCUGCUCGCCGCGGUCUGGAUCCUCUUCUACCUGCUCCGCACCAUGCGCAGCCCCGAGGCGGUGCCCUAUCGCGAUGCGCACGCCGGCCCCAUCUGGCUCAGAGGUGGGCUGGUGCUGUUUGGGGUCUGCACCCUGGUCAUGGAUGUCUUCAAGACCGGCUACUACUCCAGUUUCUUCGAGUGCCAGUCGGCCAUCAAGAUCCUGCACCCUCUUGCCCAGGCCGUGUUUGUCAUUGUCCAGACUUACUUUCUCUGGGUUUCUGCUAAAGACUGUGUUCACGUCCACCUGGACCUGACCCGGUGCGGUCUCAUGUUCACUCUCACCACCAACCUGGCCGUCUGGAUGGCAGCCGUGGUGGAAGAGUCGGUGCACCAGGCCUCCACCCACAGCGCCUCGCAGGGCAAUGCCAGCCACGCCCACCGUGCUCCGGACACGGAGCGCGCAGGCGGCCAGCUCGGAGGGGACUGCCCGUGCGACACGGCCACCUGCAGGAUCUUCCAGCAGGGCUACUUCUACCUGUACCCCUUCAACAUUGAGUACAGCCUCUUCGCUUCCACCAUGCUGUACGUCAUGUGGAAGAACGUGGGCAGGAUGCUGGCCUCCUCCGCCCACAGCCGCGGCCACGACCCAUCCCCGGUCAGCCCCUUCCGGGAGACAUUCUUCGCCGGCCCAGUCCUGGGCCUGAUGCUCCUUAUUGCGGGACUAGCCGUCUUCAUCCUCUAUGAGGUCCGAGUCAGCGGGGAGCAGGGCCACACCCAGCAGGCCCUGGUCACCUACUACAGCUUCAACAUCGGCUGUCUAGGGCUCAUGACUUUGGCCAGCCUGAGUGGCUCAGUCAUCUACCGUUUUGACCGCAGGGCCAUGGACCACCAUAAGAACCCCACGCGCACCCUGGACGUGGCCCUACUGAUGGGCGCCGCCCUGGGCCAGUACGCCAUCUCUUACUACUCUAUAGUAGCGGUGGCUGUGGGCGUGCCCAGGGGCAUGCUGGGGGCGCUCGACCUGGCCCACGCUCUGCUCACGAUCGCGCAGCACACCUUCCAGAACGCGUUCAUCAUCGAGAGCCUCCACCGGGGCCCCCCCGGGGCGGAGCCUCACGCUGACCCUCCCAAGGAGCCCUGCCUUACCUUUGCCAACCCGGACGCCCUCCACACCCUGCCGGCCUGCCCACCCACCCCCAGGCUGGUUGGCUCCGGCGUGGAGGGCCCUCAGGAAGCCAUGGCCGUCAUCUUGGCCCCCAGGAGCCACUGGAGACGCCGGUGUCUGAAGGACAUUUCUCUGUUUCUCCUGCUCUGCAACGUCAUUCUGUGGAUCCUGCCUGCCUUCGGGGCCCGGCCCCACUUCAGCAACAAGGUGGAGGUAGACUUCUACGGCUACUUCCUCUGGGCGGCCAUCGUCAACAUCUGCCUGCCGUUCGGCAUCUUCUACCGCAUGCAUGCUGUCUCCAGCCUGUUGGAGGUCUACGUGCUGUCCUGAAGCCCCUGGAAGAGCCAUGGGGGGCGGGGACUCAGCUCCUGUACCCACCCCAAGGCCCUCAGGAGUGAGCCCCGGGCUGGCAGUCACUGCCUCAUCGCCACCUGUUCCCCGAGGGCCCCAGUGUGGAAUUUUCACAAAUG